Messenger RNA from Rattus rattus (black rat), 2182 nucleotides. RefSeq names its product phosphodiesterase 4C (gene Pde4c). Gene Ontology annotation, molecular function: 3',5'-cyclic-AMP phosphodiesterase activity. Gene Ontology annotation, biological process: signal transduction. The record is from RefSeq and is a predicted model, not a curated record. NCBI's taxonomy places the organism in Eukaryota, Metazoa, Chordata, Mammalia, Rodentia, Muridae. The transcript has 10 exons. Gene Ontology annotation, cellular component: perinuclear region of cytoplasm; cytosol; nucleus. Bases 111 to 1427 code for a protein of 438 amino acids.
CCUGGCUCCCAGAGGACUCUGGGCUGCAGCUGGCGCAGGAGACACUGGAGGAGCUGGACUGGUGCCUGGAGCAGCUGGAGACACUGCAGACUCGUCGCUCGGUGGGCGAGAUGGCUUCUAACAAGUUCAAGCGCAUGCUCAACCGUGAGUUGACCCACCUGUCGGAAACCAGCCGCUCAGGGAACCAAGUGUCAGAGUACAUCUCGCAGACUUUCCUGGACCAGCAGGCUGAGGUGGAGCUGCCGGCUCCGCCCACGGAAGACCACCCAUGGCCCAUGGCCCAGAUCACUGGGCUGCGGAAGUCUUGCCACACCAGCCUUCCUACAGCUGCCAUCCCGCGCUUUGGGGUCCAGACAGACCAGGAGGAGCAGCUGGCUAAGGAGCUUGAAGACACCAACAAAUGGGGACUCGAUGUGUUUAAAGUGGCUGAGCUGAGUGGGAACCGGCCCCUCACUGCUGUUAUCUUCAGCGUUCUCCAGGAACGGGACCUGCUCAAGACGUUCCAGAUCCCGGCAGACACGCUGCUGAGGUACCUGCUGACCCUCGAAGGGCACUACCACUCCAAUGUGGCGUACCACAACAGCAUACAUGCUGCUGACGUGGUGCAAUCCGCGCACGUGUUGCUGGGCACCCCAGCCCUGGAGGCUGUGUUCACGGACCUAGAAGUCUUGGCCGCCAUCUUUGCGUGCGCUAUACACGAUGUAGACCACCCAGGUGUCUCCAACCAGUUUCUCAUCAACACCAACUCGGAGCUGGCACUGAUGUACAAUGACUCAUCGGUGCUAGAGAACCAUCACCUCGCGGUAGGCUUCAAGCUCCUGCAGGGGGAAAACUGCGACAUCUUCCAGAACCUCAGCACCAAGCAGAAACUGAGUCUGCGCAGGAUGGUCAUAGACAUGGUACUGGCCACAGACAUGUCCAAGCACAUGAGCCUCCUGGCUGACCUCAAGACCAUGGUGGAGACCAAGAAGGUGACUAGCCUUGGCGUCCUGCUCUUGGACAACUACUCUGACCGCAUCCAGGUCCUCCAGAGCCUGGUGCACUGUGCCGACCUCAGCAACCCCGCCAAGCCACUACCCCUCUACCGCCAGUGGACUGAGCGCAUCAUGGCUGAGUUCUUCCAGCAGGGUGACCGGGAACGUGAGUCGGGCUUGGACAUCAGCCCCAUGUGCGACAAGCACACAGCCUCGGUGGAGAAAUCCCAGGUGGGAUUCAUUGACUACAUCGCUCACCCAUUGUGGGAAACUUGGGCCGACCUAGUGCACCCCGAUGCCCAGGAGCUGCUGGAUACCUUGGAAGACAACAGAGAGUGGUAUCAGAGUAGGGUUCCCUGCAGCCCUCCACACGCCAUUGGCCCUGACAGGUUCAAGUUUGAGCUGACCCUGGAGGAGACAGAGGAAGAGGAGGAAGAGGAUGAAAGGCACUGAACAGGACUUAACUCCUGUCCUCCAAGGCCAGCCCAGAGCCUAGGGUCUGCUUUGUCCAGCAAGAGUUGGAUUAGCCUAAUGCAAACCAGGAAGUCCUGGUCAGGCCAUCUGGGCACCUAUGGGUGUGGUGACUUCUCUUUCCACCAGUCAAAGAGGACAGUCAAGAUUUACACAUAGUCAAGCCUUGAGGUCCACUUGAAAGCCUGUAGCUGGUGGUCAACUCUGACCCCAGGCUUGGCUGGAAUGGCACCAGGGCCUGGGCAGUGCCACCUCCUGCAUCUCAGAAGAUGGACUCAACUUCAGUCUGCACGUAGGCUACAGUACUCACAGGAUUCUCUGUCAUGGCUUAGUUGGGUUCUUUUUGGUGCCGAAGAUGGAAGCCGGGAUUCCCAUGGGCUCUGUGAGCAUUGUGACCCCAACCCCAACAUCGCCUGUGGAUGUCCUGCCUUCAACAGUCCAGCCGCAGGCCUUUACUGAGUUCUUCAAGGAGGAUCCCUUUCGUUGUAAAAUGCAGGCAGGGACCACCUCCCAUGGAGGUGUGGUGUUUCCUGAUACCAGAGGCUGCAUAAGACUCUUCUUAGAUGCUGGGGGGCCAGUGACCCUACUAGAAGACCCUUGCUGGCCCCUUCCCAUGAGCUGCUCAUACAUUUCACGAAACUGGGGGUGGAUGAAUGAGGAUCCCCUUCACCGACAAGAUCAGGCUUCUCAAACCAGUGUGCCAGAGCGCCCCUGUUCACUCACCAUCUGACCAUAAA